GGUGGGUCGAAAAGAGACGUUAGAUAUUUUACGAAUAGGGGGUAAUCAUGCAAGCUACGGGUUUUACCGUCGGUGCGCCUCUUGCAGCUCCCAGAAGCUCACCUCAUGCCUGCAGAAGUUCCAUCUCGUUGAGAAGUGGAUUCUUGGGAACAUCGACCAGCAGCUGUCAGCACAAAUCGAUAUGCGGAUGCAGAUUGCAGCAGAGCAGUCAGUAUGCGCGGCAGGGACAGGGCUCUCGAAGGACGACUGUUAUGGCAGCAAAAGUGGUGGGUAUGAUUAAGCUGGCGCUCCAAGCUGGAAAGGCCAACCCGGCACCUCCGGUGGGCCCUGCUCUGGGAUCAAAGGGUCUCAACAUCAUGCAGUUCUGCAAAGAGUACAACGCUGCCACCCAGGACAAAGUUGGCACUGUCAUCCCCGUUGAGAUCACCUGCUUCGAGGACCGCAGCUUCACAUUCAUCUUGAAGACACCGCCGGCGUCAGUGCUGCUGCAGAAGGCUGCUGGCGUCCAGAAGGGAUCUGGCACCCCAAACACAGCUAAGGUUGGCCAGGUCACCCGCGCACAGCUCCAGGAAAUUGCGACCACAAAGCUCCCGGACUUGAAUGCCACUACAGUGGAGGCUGGCAUGCGGAUCAUUGAGGGGACAGCGAAGAACAUGGGCAUCACUGUUGUUGACUAAGGAAGCUAGCAGACGGUUCUCAGCAGCGUUUCUGACAACCGCCAUGCAACGGAUGAUUGCUGAACCUUUAGCCGCCAACUUCUCCCGAUGUCUCAUCUCACCAGAGAUUGCGAUGUGUGCUGAUCAGCACAACUUGUCAACUUCAUUGCAGAAUUACGCAGAUGGUUCUCUGUACGUUUAUAAUAUUAUGCUGGCUUCCAGUUUUGUAAUGAGCUGUACAGCUGUU
This is a messenger RNA of Coccomyxa subellipsoidea C-169, 903 nucleotides long. Its product is annotated as LSU ribosomal protein L11P. The transcript is spliced from 5 exons. Gene Ontology annotation, biological process: translation. The coding region runs from base 252 to 677 and encodes 141 amino acids. Gene Ontology annotation, molecular function: large ribosomal subunit rRNA binding; structural constituent of ribosome. Lineage: Eukaryota; Viridiplantae; Chlorophyta; Trebouxiophyceae; Coccomyxaceae. The record is from RefSeq and is a predicted model, not a curated record. Gene Ontology annotation, cellular component: large ribosomal subunit; ribosome.